Telopea speciosissima is the source of this 1161-nucleotide messenger RNA. RefSeq names its product PR5-like receptor kinase. Bases 1 to 1146 code for a protein of 381 amino acids. The transcript has a single exon. Gene Ontology annotation, biological process: protein phosphorylation. The record is from RefSeq and is a predicted model, not a curated record. NCBI's taxonomy places the organism in Eukaryota, Viridiplantae, Streptophyta, Magnoliopsida, Proteales, Proteaceae. Gene Ontology annotation, molecular function: protein kinase activity; ATP binding.
AUGACUUUGAUUAUCUCUCUCUCUCUCUCUCUCUCUCUCUCUUUCUUUUGGCUUACAGCUAUUGUAUCAAGCUUUAUAUCCACUGUUACAUUAGUGGCAAUUCUUCUGUACUGCUUGAGAAGAAAAUUAUCCUCAAAUGGAUUAAUGACAUUUUGGAAGAAGAGAACAAGAAACACUCAAAAUCUUGAGGCUUUUCUUAGGAGUUUUGGAUCCUUGGCACCCAAAAGAUAUAGUUAUUCAGAUGUCAAGAAAAUGAUGAAUUCGUUUAAAGAAAAAUUGGGGCAAGGUGGUUACGGAGGUGUAUUCAAAGGGAAGCUACCCGAUGGUCGUUUGGUUGCAGUGAAAGUCCUAAAUGCCUCUAAAGGUAAUGGAGAAGAGUUUAUUAAUGAAGUUGCAAGCAUUAGUAGGACCUCCCAUAUCAACAUUGUGACUCUUUUGGGUUUUUGUUUUGAUGGCUCCAAAAGAGCACUUAUCUAUGAGUUCAUGCCCAAUGGAUCGCUUGAGAAGUUCAUCUUCAACAGGAAAUUAAUGAAAACAUGUCAUCGGCUCGGUUGGGAAAGACUAUAUCAAAUUGCAGUCGGCAUCGCUCAAGGAUUAGAGUAUUUACAUCGUGGUUGUAAUACUCGUAUUGUGCAUUUUGACAUAAAACCUCAUAACAUUCUUUUAGACGAAGACUUUUGUCCAAAAAUAUCCGACUUUGGUCUUGCUAAACUAUGUCCUAGAAAAGAUAGUAUCAUUUCAAUGGCAGAUGCUAGAGGAACGCUAGGAUAUAUUGCACCGGAAGUGUUGUCUCGAAACUUUGGAGGAGUUUCACACAAGUCAGAUGUCUAUAGCUAUGGAAUGAUGGUACUAGAAAUGGUUGGAGGACGAAAGAACAUCGAUGCGGGAGUUGAUCACACUAGUGAGAUUUAUUUUCCGCAUUGGAUCUAUAAGCGUAUUGGGCAAGGUGAGCAUUUACUAUUAGACAUGGUUAUGAGAGAAGAGGAAGAAGAAAUAGCCAGGAAGAUGGUUUUCGUUGGUUUAUGGUCCAUACAGGUGGAUCCAGUGAACCGUCCAUCAAUGAGCAGAGUAGUGGAAAUGUUAGAAGGAAACCUUGAGUCUUUGCCAAUUCCCCCCAACCCUUUCUUAUCUUCUCCUCCAAGAUAAAACUAAGUGAUUUUU